This is a messenger RNA of Ceutorhynchus assimilis (cabbage seed weevil), 1055 nucleotides long. The record is from the annotation of a GenBank genome assembly. Lineage: Eukaryota; Metazoa; Arthropoda; Insecta; Coleoptera; Curculionidae.
UGUCAGUCUCAAAUGUCAACGGACUUCACAUGGCUGGAUCUUUUUAAGGUUAACUUCCUCUACUGACACUCUUUGAUAAAAUGGCACCACCAAAGCCAAAAUCGGCUGAAAAGCCAGCUGCCAAAAAAGAUGACAAAAAGAAACCAGCGUCCGCUACGGCAUCAGGUUCCGCGUCUGCCCCAGGAUCCUCUGCAGCCCCAAAGGCUGCGGGCAAGCCGGCUACCAAGCCUGCAGCAGCCAAGCCUGGAGCAGCCAAACCUGCAUCAGCCAAAGCUGCGGGAGCCAAACCAGCAGCAGCAAAACCAGCUUCUGCCAAGACCCCAGCGGCGGCCCCAAAAACCAGCAAAGCACCUUCAAAGGGCGCUGCCAAAGGUGCUGCUAAACCUGCAGCUAAAGCUGCUGCUGGCAAAAAACCAGCCAAGGCUGGUGCAGCAAAGGUACCACCAAAGCCCUUGUUGGCAAAGCCAAAGAAGAACGUGCCAGUUAAGCAACAGGGCAAACUGGGUGCUAAGGCCAGUGCUAAGACCGCGCCAGCUAUAGCUAAAGCAAUGGCAGUCAAGAAGAAGGUCAUUAAAGGUCCAAAUGGAACCCAUGCACGUGUAAUCAGGACCAGUGUACAUUUCCACAGGCCUAAGACUCUAAGGCCGCCAAGGAAUCCUAAAUAUCCCAGGAAGAGUGUACCUACUAGAUCUCGCAUGGAUGCUUACAAUAUCAUCAAAUACCCAUUAACAACUGAGGCAGCCAUGAAAAAGAUUGAAGACAAUAACACCCUCGUCUUCUUGGUACACACCCGUUCAAAUAAAAAUCAUAUUCGGGCUGCAGUGAAAAAAUUGUACGACAUCAAUGUGGCUAAAGUAAACACUUUGAUCAGACCUGAUGGAAAGAAGAAGGCCUAUGUUAGAUUAGCAAGGGACUACGAUGCACUAGAUGUAGCAAACAAAAUUGGCAUCAUAUAAAUUAUAUGAUGAAAAAUGAAUUUAGAGUUAACUUGACUCCAAAUUCAAUUUGUAAAAUAGGUUUGGUUUUCUAACUAAAAAUAAAACCAUAAAAAACUA